Messenger RNA from Antechinus flavipes (yellow-footed antechinus), 3429 nucleotides. It is a transcript of the gene PTAFR, whose product is annotated as platelet activating factor receptor. Gene Ontology annotation, molecular function: G protein-coupled purinergic nucleotide receptor activity; platelet activating factor receptor activity. Gene Ontology annotation, biological process: G protein-coupled receptor signaling pathway; chemotaxis. The coding region runs from base 240 to 1280 and encodes 346 amino acids. NCBI's taxonomy places the organism in Eukaryota, Metazoa, Chordata, Mammalia, Dasyuromorphia, Dasyuridae. Gene Ontology annotation, cellular component: membrane. The record is from RefSeq and is a predicted model, not a curated record. The transcript has 2 exons.
CUGACAGCUCAGCCAGCUGUGCGGAGGCUCUCUAAGGUCACAGUGUUUCCUCACUGGAGAUGACUUGGUCAUGAUACACUCUGUUUCCUCAUUUCUACAGUUUUCAGCCUGAGUCUGAGCCUGGGCUGGGGCCACAGCUGACUGGCUGAUAGGAUACCAGGGACCUGAGUCUGCUCCUGCUCUGGGACAAUAGUCCAGGUCCAGAAAAGUGGUGGUCAGCUGCUUCUCUCCCAUUCAGAAUGAUGGAUGAAAAGAAUUCUGACCGGAUAGAUUCUGAAUUCAGAUACACCCUCAUUCCCAUUGUCUAUAUUAUCAUCUUUGUUCUGGGAAUCCUCUCUAAUGGUUACGUGCUAUGGGUGUUUGUCACCCUCAACCCUGCCAAGAAAUUAAACGAGAUCAAGAUCUUCAUGGUCAACUUGACAGUGGCUGACCUGCUCUUCUUGUUUACUCUGCCCUUGUGGAUUGUCUAUUAUUUUAACCAAGGUGACUGGAUCCUACCCAAAUUCCUCUGCAAUGUGGCAGGCUGUCUCUUCUUCAUUAAUACUUACUGUUCUGUGGCCUUUCUCGGGGUCAUUACUUAUAAUCGCUUCCAGGCUGUGACAGACCCUAUCAGAGCAGCCCAAUCCACCACCCGUCGGCGAGGCAUUAUCCUGUCCUUGAUCAUCUGGGUCAUGAUUGUGGGGUGUGCCUUGUAUUUCCUCAUUUUGGAUUCGACAAACGUUGUUCUCCUGAAGACCGGUGGGAAAAAUGUAACCCGCUGCUUUGAAAAUUAUGAAAAGGGAAGCAUCCCUGUUCUCAUCAUUCAUGUCAUCAUUGUGUUCUGCUUCUUCAUCGUUUUCCUUGUGAUCCUGGUCUGCAAUGCGAUCAUUAUCCGGACCUUGUUGGCUCAACCUCUCCAGCCCCAGAGCAAUGCUAACGUUAAACACAAAGCCCUCUGGAUGGUUUGUACCGUGAUGGCCGUCUUCUUCAUCUGCUUUGUGCCUCACCACAUCAUUCAAUUACCCUGGACUGUGGCAGAGCUGAAGAUAGGUUUUCAGGACAACAGCCGUGUGCAUCAGUGUAUCAAUGACAUCCACCAGGUGACCCUCUGUCUCAUGAGCAUCAACUGUGUCUUGGACCCUGUCAUCUACUGCUUCCUCACCAAGAAAUUCCGAAAACACCUUUCAGAGAAGUUACAGAGCAUGAGAGGGAGUCGCAAAUGUUCCCGUGUCACUACGGAUACGGCUGUAGAAGUGGCCGUGCCCCUCAACAACUAUCCCAUCAAUACCAUGACCAAUUAGGCUGUGACUCCAUGCCCCAGAGGCAAGAACCAGUGCCCUGCAGAGGUCAUGCUGGGAUCCAGAAAGGAAAGAGAAGGCAUUCCAUCUGGGCCUGGACAGUAUCUCUGCCUUGUUUCUCUGGACAAUUACAGAUCAGUUAGAGAGAUGAGACAAUUUCUCCAAACCAAGCUGAGAAGAUCUAAAUCUUGCCUGAAUAGGCAACUCCCUUCCCUUCUAGACAAAUAGAUUUGUUCUUAGGAAAUCUUACUCUUCCCAGCUUCCAGGAUCACCUUGGAGAAUCUGCAUGUGGUAUGGUGGCUCCUGUUUAGUGGUUCACAGACCUCUUGGGGGUUCAGCACAAUGAUGCUAAAUAGAGCACUGGUUCUGGAAUGAUUCAAAUGUAGCCUUGGACACUUGCUGGCCACGUGACUCACUCUGUCUGCCUCAGUUUUCUCAUCUAUAAAAUGAGCUGCAGAAGGAAAUGGCAAACUACUCCAGUACCUUUACCAAAAAAGUCCCAAGAUGGGUCAGAAAGUGUUGGACACAACUAAAAUGACUGAACAAUAAUAACAGCAACAACAACAAAACAUUAAAUAAUUGCAAGAUAUUAUAAUUAAUAUAUAAAAUUAUGGUGGCAAUUUGCAAUACAUUUUGUUGUGUGUUCAUGGAGCAAAAAAUCUUGGAAACUACUGCUUUUGGGAAAAUAGCACUGGAUUGGCUGACACAGGACCAGAGUUCAAAUCCUGGCUCUCAUAUUUGUGGUCUUAAUGAUUUGGGACACAUUAAUGAACCUCUCUGGAUUUCAGUUUUAUCAUUUAGAAAAUGAGGGAGUUGGAUUUGGUGACCUCUGAGGCUACUAAAUCUGUCCUAUGACUUCCAUUCUGUGAGAUGAUGCCAGAGUAAAAACUGAAUCCAGAACUCCCUUCAUCUGAUCUCUUCAUUAUCCAAUGAUUAGAUUAUUCCCUGUGAAUCCUCAACAUCCCAUCCCAGGGGCUGACAUCUCAGUGGAGGUAUCUUACAAUCUAAGUGAUGGUUCCCAUAAAAGAUAGUUCUAGGAAGAGUAACUUCAACUGGUAGGUGGAACCCACAGGAUAAAAGGAAGAAUUGGGAAUCAUCCCUAGUAGUAAUUUUCCCCUUGAUGAUGAUGAAGAUGAUGAAUUUACUGUUUUGUGCUGUGAUCAUUAAAGGUCUGAGCCACAUUUCUCAUAGGGAGAGACCGGGGGCUGCCACUCAGAUUAUCCAGCUAACAAACUCUGAUGAGUGAAAUGGAGUAGAUGGACUCUGUGGUCAUAAAAUAAUAGAGUUUGGGAGCUCUGUGAGUCUAUAAGCCCAUCAAACCUUGCACAGUGUUAUGAAUGUAGAAGGUGUCUACUCAGUAUUUGUUGAGAAGUGGGACUUAGAAUUCAGUUUCACUCAUGUUCUAGUCUCUUCUUUACUUUUGUGUGCAUGACUUUGGGCAAGUCAGUUAACUUUUCUCUAAGUGCAGAUAAUAAGACUUUUCCUGCCCAAUGUUACGGGAUCUGGUUUGUUUUUUUGAGCAUCAGACUGAAAGUGAGACAACAUCUGUGAAAGCACUUUGUAAGUUGUAAAGCUCAAUGGAAACAUACUUCAGUGCUUCCAGAUUUCUGUGAUUUUAUCUGUUUGGGUAUUUCCACUAACUCAGUUUCCAACCCCUUCCAUGCUUAUAUGGACAUUUCAGGAGUUGCUAUGGCCUCAAAGUUGACCGACACUCCAAUAAUGUGCCUUUUCCAUCUUAAUCAGGCUGAGUUCUGAUUUAAACAGAUGCAUAGGAGUGACUAUGUCUACUCGCUAAAGCCUUUCCAGUUUGGUACGACCAGACAAUGUUUGAUGUUCAACUAUGCCGCAAUAAGGCAGCAGAGGAGGAUAAACAAAGGAAUAAAUUGACCCCUAAGUCUGCUUCUGAAGUAAGUGACAAUGACUCAUUCCCAGAUGAUGAUGAGGCUGCCUUUUCAGGGUACUUGUUUCAAGGGCAAGCAUGGCAGGAAAGGUACAGAUACGGCAAUUGGAGGCUGGAAAUCCAUCCAUCUUUUCUUCUGGAAUAGAUUGCUCUGACACUUCAAAGUCCACACAAAGAAGUCCAGUUCAAAAAAUGGCCAGCUACGGCCUCAGUUAGGCCUUGAACAAUUCCUGGUGUGUGUGUGUAUGUGUG